UGUUUAGAUCACCAAGAGUUCCAUUAUAUAAUAUUUGACAGUUGGGUUUUGUCUUCCAAAAGUUUCCAAUUUUUGCAAUAACUUCUGUAUCUGUUUCUCUCUCUUUUUAUUCUGUCUCUUCUGCUUCUCCUUCUUCUUCGUCAUACAGGGUAGAACAGCCUUUUCAGUUACUGUCACAUUACAUUUUCUAAAUGAUGCCAUAGAAAAACAGAAGAAACAGGGGACUCUGUUUUGGGUUUUUGCAGAAGCCCAUCUGAGUUUCACCUCUGAAACUAAUCUUGUUCUUCCUCAAAAGCUCAGCUUUUCUUCUGGGUUUAGCUUCUUUUGUCUUGAAAGAUUCAAAGCCAGUAGCUUUUUAUCUUGUUAUGUUCUUGGUUGCCAUUUUCAGAUUAUGCAAAUUAAUGAGCUCAUGGGUUUGUUUGUUUGAUUGUUAUUUUUUGAUCUAGAUCAAGUUAAAAUGGAGGAAGUGAGGAGAUAUUGACUAUUAUGUAAUUGAUUGAGAAAGAAAGUUAACUUUAUGAGGUUUUUGUUUUGCAAAAUUCAUUGUCCUUCCUUCGUUUGCUUUUGCAAACCCCCUUCUCAUCUAUACACACUUGGGCCAUUGAAGUUGGAGAACAACUCACAUGUUCCUUCAACCACAGCAAUUGUGUCAGCUUCUAGUGAUCAUCAAGAUGCGGGUGGUGGUUGUGGUGAUGAUGAGUUCAAAAGAGUCAAGGAUGUUGAGAUUGUUUUAGAUGGGAAGCAGCAGCAGCAACGAGAAGAACAAGAACAGGAACAAGAAGAGGAAGAAGGUGGUGAUGUUCGUGUAAAGAGCAAUCUUAAGAAAGAUGAUUCGGAUUCGAAAGAAGUUCAGAAGAUGAGAGUUCAGUGGAUGGAUUUCUUGGGGAAAGAAUUAGUUGAGAUCCGUGAAUAUGAAGCCUGCAGUGAAGUGGAAGAUACCAACAAUGAUACCGCAUACGGUAAAGGCUGCGUUUGUACAAUUCUGUGACUCUGCCAUAUCAGCUUCUUCUGCAUAUUCUUGCAGCGACAAUUUUGUUGAGCAUGGAGAGAAAUAAUAGCUUGUGAUCUAUACUACAGUCGAUAUAUCUUCUAGUCCAAGGGUACCAUGUCUUUAAAUGGCUUCGGUUGCUUUGAUACCGUCAUCUUUCCUCACACGAGAAACACUCUAUAAGAAUUCAGUAUAGAAGACAGUUACAGUUUUUUAGAAACCCGAAAGAACGGUGUUAAGACCCUGGAAUGAACCAAGAUUGGCUUUGAAGAUGAAAUGGAAACAAGUGACUCAAGAUAAAUAGCAAUCACAAACCUUGAUUUUGAUUGGGACCUCUGUCCCAUUGGGAACAAUUCGGGCUUCCAUUCAUGAUGUCAAGGCAAAGAAUGGAGGGCUUGUUUUUUAUCUUCUGGAAAACAGUAGAGAAAGCAUGAUACCCACGGUUAAAAGUAUUGUCUACUUUUGAUACACAAUCAAUUAUAUUUUUGUUUUUGAGUUUUACAAUCUAAAAUACGUCUUGAUAAUUUAAAGAACUCAUAAACUAUUUAACCA
Messenger RNA from Mangifera indica (mango), 1540 nucleotides. RefSeq lists its product as uncharacterized. The transcript has 2 exons. The coding region runs from base 518 to 988 and encodes 156 amino acids. The record is from RefSeq and is a predicted model, not a curated record. NCBI's taxonomy places the organism in Eukaryota, Viridiplantae, Streptophyta, Magnoliopsida, Sapindales, Anacardiaceae.